This is a messenger RNA of Boeremia exigua, 1000 nucleotides long. RefSeq names its product thioredoxin-like protein. Gene Ontology annotation, molecular function: oxidoreductase activity. The transcript has 2 exons. The coding region runs from base 57 to 716 and encodes 219 amino acids. The record is from RefSeq and is a predicted model, not a curated record. Lineage: Eukaryota; Fungi; Ascomycota; Dothideomycetes; Pleosporales; Didymellaceae.
GCGGUUGACAGACCUAGAAUAUAUUCAUCGUGGCAUUCAGACAGAGCUUGAGCAGAAUGACAAAUUUCAACAUCAACAUCGUGUCAGAUACAGUCUGCCCAUGGUGUUAUGUUGGAAAGCAGCGCCUUGACAAGGCCAUAGCGGCAUACAAGCAGAAGCACCCAGAGUCUGGCGACACUUUCUCGACAACAUGGCAUCCGUUCUACCUGAACCCAGAUGCCGGCAAAAGCGUUGACAAGCAAGAAGUAUACGUCAAAAAGUUUGGGCAGGAGCGUGUAGCAACCAUGCAACAGAUGCUCGCUAAGAUUGGCAAAGACGAGGGCAUAUCAUUCAAGUUUGGUGGCAGGACGGGAAACACCCGCGACUCACAUCGUCUUAUCCAGCUUGGCAAGACCAAAGGACCGAAGAUGCAGACGCGCGUUGUCGAGGAGCUUUUUGCCGGGUACUUCGAGAAUGAAAAGGACAUUACAGCGCGUGAAAUGUUGAUUGAAAGCGGUGUGAAAGCUGGUCUUGAAGAGAAGGAGAUUAAGGAGUGGUUGGACAACGGGAAAGGUGGAGCUGAGGUUGAUAAGGAGGUGCAGAAUGCACGUGAGCAGAACAUCAGUGGAGUACCGAACUUCACCAUCAACGACAGCUUCGAGAUUAGCGGAGCUCAAGAGCCAGCUGCGUUCGUACAGCUGUUUGAGCGUUUGAAGAGGAUGGAAGGCAGUCUCUGAGGCGGACAGAAUUUGCCUGAUAUACGUCAGGGUUCAGUGUCUUGCAAAUGACAAACCAUUUACUUUUAUGCGAAGAGGUUCUCUUGCUUCUGUACGUCUCAGUCUAUUGAUCUAAAUGAGCUACUGUGUGGACCUAGUUGCUUUCAUCCGUUAUAUGCCUUCCUCACCUCUACCUUCACUCACCUCUACCUUCACUUGCUUCCUUUUCACGUGACAUCAGUUAGUGCCUUGGCAUCGCGUGGCCAUAUGAUCCACCUUCCUCGCUUCCGCACUCUUCCUUACCA